This is a messenger RNA of Psilocybe cubensis, 681 nucleotides long. RefSeq lists its product as uncharacterized. The transcript is spliced from 6 exons. The record is from RefSeq and is a predicted model, not a curated record. NCBI's taxonomy places the organism in Eukaryota, Fungi, Basidiomycota, Agaricomycetes, Agaricales, Agrocybaceae. The coding region runs from base 1 to 681 and encodes 226 amino acids.
AUGUCGGGGAAUCCUUCGUCGUCUUCCGCCAAACCGUCAGCACAGGAUGAAAUUGACAUAGAAAAGAUCUUGAAUCGUGAAGCUUCUGCUUACCAGCGCGAGGUAGAAGUCGAUCGCAUACUUAAGGCAUUUAAGCUGAAUCCCUAUGAAAUUUUGGAUAUCGAGGAAACGGCCAGCAUGGAGGAAGUCAAGAAGAAGUACCGCCAGCUAUCACUCUUUAUCCACCCCGAUAAAUGCCCUCAUGCGCGAGCUCCAGAGGCUUUUGAUAUACUCAAGAAGGCCGAGUCUGAACUGUCAAAUAAAGACCAACGAGAAGAGCUCGACAGCGUCAUAAAUCAGGCCCGUAACCUUGUUCUCAAAGCUCUCAACCUUCCUGUGUCUACCUCAAAUUCCGACCCGAAGGUUCAAGGCUUAGAUCCGCCUUUCAAGACCAGAUUAAGGGCUCAAUCCAAACUGUUGUUGAUAGACGAGGAAGUUAGAAGGCGGAAAGCUAUCAAGAUGAAUUUAGCGAAUGAGGGAUUAGAAGCAAGGAAGAAAGAUGAAGAAGUUGCCCAAAGAAAGAGGAAGGCAGAAGAGGAUAAAAACUGGGAAGACAAUCGAGAGCAGCGUGUUGAUAGUUGGCGCAACUUUGCCAACUCGAGCAAGAAGAAGAAGAAGACCAAAGUUACUGUUCUUGGUUGA